UGAAGUUUCAUUGUGCCUCUUCGCAGCUGUGUUGUCAAAGCGACGGCUGCCUGAAAGUUUUCUACUCCGCAAGGGGAGGAACAGUGGAGAGUAGAAAGAGGGAGCAGCUGCGUCUUCGGCUGCACCUGGAAAAGGCGAAGGAGGACGCCGAGGAGGCAGGGCAGCACGAUUCAGACAAACCUGAGGGGACGGGGGUCUCGCUCUAGUCAUGAGUCGAUCCGAACUCAAAGCCCGUUUCCUGGGGGACAAUUAGAGAAUCACCCUUGAGGGACACUGUAAGUGUCCAGAAAGUCAGCAGUGAUGAUGCCGGUCACGACUAUGGUGACACCUGAGUCACGCUAGCCUUGCACCAGAGUGGAGACACACUUCACCGUCACGUCACUGCUGCCCGCUCCCCAAGGCCUCGCCUCCUCAAGAUGUUCGGAUUAUACUGGGAGCGGCACAGAUGCCAGGGAGCAGCAUCAUGGUCAAUGUGACGCUCAAUGCCACACGGGAGCAGAUCCAGGUGCAGUACAACUACCUGGCCCUGGUGUUGGGAGUCCCACUGGUCCUCAUCAUCAUCCUGGGGAACGUGCUGGUGUGCCUCAGCGUGCUGACGGAGCGCUCUCUGAAGACCGCCACCAACUACUUCAUCGUCAGCCUGGCCGUAGCUGACCUGCUUCUGGCCAUUCUCGUUCUGCCGCUCUACGUAUACUCCGAGUUCCUGGGCGGCAUCUGGACCCUGAACACCUACGUCUGUGAUGCUCUAAUGACAAUGGAUGUGAUGCUCUGCACAGCAUCCAUCCUAAACCUCUGUGCCAUCAGUGUGGACAGGUACAUCGCUGUGGUGUCCCCUCUGAAGUACAACAGGAACCAGUUCAGCAUGAGGCAGCUAAUCCUGAUCACGGCCACUUGGGUCCUGUCCUUCGGGGUGGCGAGUCCCGUCAUCUUCGGCCUGAAUGAAGUGCCCGGACGGGACGCCAGCGUGUGUAAGCUGGAGGACGACAGCUUUGUGGUCUACUCCUCCGUCUGCUCCUUCUUUGUGCCUUGCCCCGUCAUGCUGCUCCUUUACUACUGGAUGUUCCGGGGACUGAGGCGCUGGGGGGCCAGCCGCAAGUCCAAAUUGGCGCGGGGGGAGCGGCGCUUCUCGCUGGGUCUCCGCGGCCUCCGGCAUGAGCGAAAGUCCAAGUACCUGGUGCCCGGCUUUAGCCCCACUGAGACUGGCCCGGGACCCACGCCCGAGAGUGACCCCAUCACCGGUCAGGUGGACAGCGCGUCUGACGCAGAGGGCCCCGAGCGGCCCCCAGACAGCAGCCCUGGGGAGAACGGGCUGCAGGGACACGUCUCCAGCUCUGGAAGGGGCUCCAGUAGCAGCCGUGUUAGCGGCCGGGAGCGCAAGGCCAUGAAGGUCCUGCCCGUGGUUGUGGGUGUAUUUCUGGCGUGCUGGACCCCUUUCUUUGUGGUUCAUGUCACCAAGGUUCUCUGCCUGCCCUGCGACAUCGGGCCAACGCUGAUCAGCGUGGUGACCUGGCUGGGUUACGUCAACAGUGCCGUGAACCCCAUCAUCUACACAGCCUUCAACACAGAGUUCCGGAUGGUCUUUCAGAAGCUCCUGUGCUGUCAGACAUGAGGAGCACCGGCCAUGACUUUGGCUCCGGCGCACAUGACGCGGUGCCGUCAACGCCUUCCUUGUCGUCAUGGUGAAACGAGGCAUGCGUGAUGCACAUACAUACGUCUUCAAACUAUGCCGUGUAAUUGCUGUAAAAUAUCGCUUGAAUGCAGUAGACAAAUAACUAUCGAAACCUUAGCCCAGAGGCAUAAAAUAUGUGGAAAAAAAGUUUGUUUGUACUAAAUUCGUGCGAGUUUCUUUGGAAAAACAGUGUAAUCGUCCUGUUUUGUUCUCUCCUCCAUAACAACUUACUUAUUUUAAUUGAAAGAAGGUCCAGCAUCACUCUCUGCGUUAUCCUUUCGAUAUGAAGAAAAUCGUGUUACCCUGUGAAUUUGGCUCAGGAGCUUCCAGUGGCUGCAGAGGCAAAAUGAUUGUGGUUAACAAGUGUAUCUGUCUUCUGAUCUACUGUUACAAAACUGAUGGGGUGAUGGGGGCUCCCUAUGAAGUUCAAAUCCAAGAGGCUUGGGUUUGAUAUUCCCUGAGCAAAGAGCUUUCCCCCAUGGCUCAGUUCCGCAGCUUUCUGGUAGCCUGGCAUCCUGUCUUCUCGUUCUCUCGGUCUCCAUGUCUCGGUUCCUAUGCCGCAGCUCCACCGUUCACCAGAACGGUACUCUUCUAGCACACCUUGCUCUGGAACCUUCUGCCAAAUCAGCAGCCCCAAGCAGGGACGGAUUAUGGGUUGUGUGGGCCCCCCACCCCCACCACCACCACCACCAGCACCACCACCACAACCACCACAAUUCAAGGGCCCUUGGCAGCCAAACGCCCUCCCUAUAGGGUCAGGGGCCCUUGUAGGCAGAGGAUCAAAGAAUGUAGGCCCUCUAAAAUAGACAAACGAAAAUACAUUGUUGAUAAGCGUUGCAAAUUGUUUUGGGCUAGGGGCCCCACGGGCCCCCUGCACCCCAAGGGCCCCUGGGCAGCGGCCCCGCUGGCCCGGUCCGUAAUCCGUCCCUGGCCCCAAGUCCUGGUAGUUGCCUCUUCCCUGUUCUGCCCUAUGGACACUGACUGUAAAGCAGAAAAGCUGGCAAUGCAGGUGGGAAGGGUCUAUUCUCAUAUUGGAUCAAUAUAGUGUCUUUACCACACUCUCUGUGUGCUGCCCAGCUGUGAAAAGAGGUUUUUGAGGAUUUGUGGAGUUGGAUUCUUGGAUGACAUCAAGUAUUGUUCUGAUGAAGAUAUUAUAUGUCAA
Brienomyrus brachyistius is the source of this 2831-nucleotide messenger RNA. It is a transcript of the gene drd4-rs, whose product is annotated as dopamine receptor D4 related sequence. Gene Ontology annotation, cellular component: plasma membrane. Gene Ontology annotation, molecular function: G protein-coupled receptor activity; dopamine neurotransmitter receptor activity, coupled via Gi/Go. Lineage: Eukaryota; Metazoa; Chordata; Actinopteri; Osteoglossiformes; Mormyridae. The coding region runs from base 446 to 1609 and encodes 387 amino acids. The transcript has 6 exons. The record is from RefSeq and is a predicted model, not a curated record. Gene Ontology annotation, biological process: adenylate cyclase-activating adrenergic receptor signaling pathway; adenylate cyclase-inhibiting dopamine receptor signaling pathway.